This is a messenger RNA of Spathaspora passalidarum NRRL Y-27907, 1053 nucleotides long. RefSeq names its product ubiquitin-binding protein (gene CUE5). Gene Ontology annotation, molecular function: ubiquitin binding; ubiquitin conjugating enzyme binding. NCBI's taxonomy places the organism in Eukaryota, Fungi, Ascomycota, Pichiomycetes, Serinales, Debaryomycetaceae. Gene Ontology annotation, cellular component: cytoplasm. The record is from RefSeq and is a predicted model, not a curated record. Gene Ontology annotation, biological process: ubiquitin-dependent protein catabolic process. The transcript has a single exon. Bases 1 to 1053 code for a protein of 350 amino acids.
AUGAGCAAGAAAAACGAAAAAUUGAAUGUGAUUUCAUCUGAGCCAGUUGAAUCAAUUGAUGAAACUCCUGCAAAGAAAGAGUCUCCAGUGCCAGCAAAGAAGGAAUCUCCGAUUCCAAAAACUGAUGUUGCCAAAGAGAAGCAUGAUAGCACUGAAGAAGUUCCAAUCAAUGAAUCAGAAGAACAAGCUCCUGUUCAACCACCAAGACCAGUUGAUCCAAUUGAACAAAUAACCAAAGAUUUAAAGGAUGCUUUCCCUAACAUAGAAGAUAAAAUCAUUACUGCUUGUUUAAUUGCUUCUCAAGGUAACCCUGAUCCUGCAUUCAAUGCGCUCUUAUAUAUCUCUGACCCUUCAUUCAAGCCAGAAAUUCCUGCUCCUCAAACUAGUUCUAGUACUACCAAAUCUGUUGAUACAACUAAGACAUUAACUGAUGACGAAUUGUUGGCUAGGAAAUUGCAAAAGGAAUUUGAAUUGGAAGAUGAUAGAAGAAGACGUGCAGCCCGUAGGAAAGGCAGCCACCCUCAACCAAAGCAAUCAAGAAGACAUUCAGAAGACUUUGAUGACAGUCCAGAUGAAUUUGAGCAAAUUAAAGAAACGUUUUCCCAAGGAUUAGAAGAAGCAAGAACUACUCUUAAUGGUUGGGUUAGUGGAAUUGCCAAGAAGAUUGAUGGUGUAACUAAUUCCGCCCCACCAAAGGUUCCUAGCAAGGAAAAUCCUAAAUUGUUUGGUGCAUUGGGAGGUUCCUCAUUUGAGAAUAGAAGAAGAACAACUAAAUUUGACGAAGAUCCAGAGAUUCUCACUAAUGACUUUCAUGACAAGAUUCAAUUGAGCAAUAAUGAUGAAGGAGAUGAGCAUGCUCCACCCAAGCCAGCUAGACCAAGUACUGAAGGAAAGAUUCCACAACCAGAAAAUGAAGCUGGUAAGAAAUGGCAACCUUUGGAAUCAGAAGUUCCUGCUAGUUCGGAUGCUUUCUUGGUUACUGAUAGUGAAGAUGAAGGUGACGAUGCUGUUGCUGCUGCUGAAACUGCUCCAGUUCCUCCUUCAAAGACUUAA